AUGGAGGCGAUGUUCUACAAGUCAUGUCCAAUUCUGAUAGAUCCUUCAGAAAUAAUAUUCCACUACAAGAAGUUUGUAUAAUUUCGUUUCCGUCAGUCAUAGUAACUAUUGAAGCUGGUGUAGGAAAUAAAACUUUGCCCAUUCUCAUGCUUGAAAUGGGUUUCAGAGGAUGUGUUCGUAACUGGACAUCUCAGCUGAACAUUGAAGCAAGUUUAGCAAUGCAAAUGGGUUACUAUAACAGUAAAUUAGCACUCUGGGAGCCUUUGAUUGAACCUGAAUUAAGAUCCUCCGAAUGUAUUCCAUGGGAGCUGAAACUUGAGUUAUCUAUGAAUCAAAAUCAUGAUGAUAGUAGUACAAUGAGUCCAAUAUCCGAAGAUGAGCAAGAAUUGCCCCAACCUCUAAUGAGCAUAGAUCUUAUUUCCGAAAAAAAUGUUGAACUUACAAUUUCUAAAACCUUACUAGAGAAUUUGAAGCAUCUGGGAAAUGCAUUUGCUUCUGCUAUUGACUUCAAGAAAAUGCGACAUGUUUCCACAAUUGAAGCCCCAUAUAAAAUAAUCAAUGAAAUAGGGGAAGAUGUUACAUUGCUACUAGGGGAAAGUUCUUUCGAAUUGGUCGAAGGGGGUGACAUAGCUGACAUAAAUAAAUCCGCUGCGGUUCCUCUUCAGUUGAGACCAGAAAUGAAAACUGAACAAAAAUUGUAUUUUGGCAAGAAAUUAGAGUCCAUUUCUUCAAAGAAGGAGCAUUUUCUUAAUAUGAGGGUAAGUUAUUAAUACAUAUAUUAAUAGUUUCGUUGUCUUCAGGAAAUCUCAUAAAUUCAAAUUAUGAAUUGAUGAAAAUUCGUUGAUUAAAAUCAAUAACACUA
Leptinotarsa decemlineata (Colorado potato beetle) is the source of this 862-nucleotide messenger RNA. Its product is annotated as intermembrane lipid transfer protein Vps13. The record is from RefSeq and is a predicted model, not a curated record. Gene Ontology annotation, biological process: protein targeting to vacuole; protein retention in Golgi apparatus. NCBI's taxonomy places the organism in Eukaryota, Metazoa, Arthropoda, Insecta, Coleoptera, Chrysomelidae.